AUGAAUCCAUUGUUCUCUUUUAAUCGUAAGACUUUUAAAGUAAAGAGAGCUUGGGUAAAGUUGGCAAAGAUUAAGUUCACUCUUAGAGAAAGGAUUUCUACGUAUCAAAUUCACAUUUCUGAAGCCAUCUGUAGUCCUGCAAAGAACUUGGUCAGUACAAGCCAAUUCUUAUUUGCCACAAUUAUAUUAAUAUCUCCAAUUAUUGUACCUAUUAUUCCAAUGAUAGGAAUCCCAUCUAUACUAAUGUCCAUCAUGGUGGCAUUCUCACUAGGUACAUUCUUUCUAAUUGCAACAUUUCUUGUUCCCAUUGUUUUACUAUUACUAAUUGGAUUUGCAAUUUUUGCCUUAGUUGGGUCUAUAAUUUUAUCCUUUAUAUCUACACCUAAAUACGAAUAUGUAUCCCUCUUAGAAACAGGUUUAGACUUGCUGCAAGAGAAUGCUUCUAUUCAAUCAGAAUAA
[Candida] anglica is the source of this 459-nucleotide messenger RNA. The record is from the annotation of a GenBank genome assembly. Lineage: Eukaryota; Fungi; Ascomycota; Pichiomycetes; Serinales; Debaryomycetaceae.